This is a messenger RNA of Schistocerca serialis cubense, 4913 nucleotides long. RefSeq names its product collagen alpha-1(IX) chain-like. Bases 1 to 3021 code for a protein of 1006 amino acids. NCBI's taxonomy places the organism in Eukaryota, Metazoa, Arthropoda, Insecta, Orthoptera, Acrididae. The transcript has 23 exons. The record is from RefSeq and is a predicted model, not a curated record.
AUGAAUCUGAGUGGGCAGGAAGAGAGCGGAGCGUUCGGUCCAUUGGGCGACGACGCAGACUUCACGUAUGACUUUGACCUCAGUCCGGGCUUCACUGAGCUGCUGGAGGAGGAGGAUCAGCUGCGGCUGCCGUGCGCAGACUUCCGUCCGGGUGAGGACGACCUGCAGGCGUUCGACUUCAUCCGGCGCUUCCGGCUGGACGUGCUGGAGACGCAGUUCUCCGGCGUGACGCGCGUGCGCGGCUCCAACCGCAUGCAGACCGCCUACCGCCUCGACAGGGGUGCCAACCUCACCGUCGCCACCAGGGACAUCUUCCCGCUGGGUCUGCCGGAGCAGUUCUCGUUCAUCAGCACGUUCCGGACGCGGAAACUCACCAAGGGUGCGUGGCACGUGAUCCGCAUCGCCGACCCGCAGGGCCGGACGCAAAUGGCAGUCACGCUGAACCCCCGGCGCGAGGCCAUCGAGUUCUCCAUCAACGACGCACAGGGCCGCCUGCAGACGCUAGUCUUCAGGAACGCACCGGUUUUUGACAAAAACUGGCACAAAAUUCAUUUUGGAGUAUAUCGAAAUGAAGUGGUCCUUUAUGUUGAUUGUGAGGAAACUACGGUUGAGAGGCUACAACCACGUGGCCCAAUUGAUGUCAAUGGACAAAUUUCACUUGCGAAGAUGGUUUCUGGAAGGCGAGAUACAGUACCAGUUGAUUUGCAAUGGAUGGUUUUGAACUGUGAUCCAUCACGCCCUGAACGAGAAACCUGUGAUGAGUUACCAAGAAAAGCAACACCUCCUCCUGCUGCAUGUGAGACAAUUUGUCCGCAAGGACCUCCUGGCUUUAAUGGAACUGAUGGUUUGCCAGGACCUAUUGGACCACUGGGGCCGAUUGGUGAGCCAGGGCUUCCAGGUUUACCGGGCACCAAUGGAGAACCGGGACCUCCCGGCAGCCCUGGUCCUCCAGGAAGUCCAGGUCCCAGAGGACCAAGAGGAGAUACAGGUUCACGGGGACUUCCUGGUCCUGUAGGGCCUCCAGGCCGUCCUGGUGGCAAGGGAGAACCGGGUAGCCCAGGCAUCCCUGGUUCAAAAGGAGAGCCUGGCUCCGAUGGAACACCAGGUACUCCAGGUCUGAGGGGAUUACCUGGGCCACAGGGUCCACCUGGAAAUGUGUCAGCUGCUGGAGAGGGUGUGCCUGGCCCAGCAGGUCCACCAGGAGUUCCAGGACCUCAGGGCUCUCCAGGCCCAGAAGGUCCAGAAGGACCACAAGGAUUAAGAGGAUUUCCUGGGGAACAAGGUCCACCAGGGCCCCCUGGCAGAGAUGGCACCAGUGGUGAGAAAGGUUUAAAGGGUGACCGUGGAGAUACCGGGCCGCAGGGUUUGCGAGGGCUUCCAGGACCUGUGGGAGCACCUGGUGCACCAGGUGUACCUGGAACUUCUGUGUCAUCUGGAAGUACCAUUCCAGGACCUCCAGGUGCACCCGGCUUACCAGGAGAAUCUGGUUUACCGGGUAUUCCAGGGGAGAAAGGAGACAAGGGUGCACAAGGGGACCAAGGGGAACGUGGCCUGCCCGGUGAAAAAGGAGACAGAGGUGAACGAGGGAGGCCUGGAAUUGAUGGAGCAAGAGGAGAAACUGGUAGAGAAGGUCCCCCUGGACGAGCAGGUGAUAAAGGUGAACCUGGAUUAAUAGGCCCACCUGGUAUCCAAGGAGUUCGUGGGCUCAUUGGCUUUCCGGGCCCAGCUGGGACCCCAGGAAUACCUGGUGCCCCAGGCCCAAAAGGUGAUCCGGGUGUGCCUGGAGAACCAGGUCAGCCAGGCACUGCUGCUGCUGCAGGUGAUCCUGGGGUUGCUGGCCCUCCAGGUCCUCCUGGGCCUCCAGGAGAGGAUGGUGAGAAAGGGGAGAGAGGCAGCCCAGGAGAAUCUGGUCCAAUGGGACCACCAGGACCACAGGGUUUGCCAGGUCGUGAAGGAGCACCAGGUGAAGAAGGAGAGAAGGGGCUACCUGGAGGAAAAGGAGAAAGAGGACAAAAAGGAGCAGAAGGACCGCCAGGACCACCUGGAAAACAUGGGCUUCCAGGUAUCAUGGGGAAACCAGGAUUCAAAGGAGACAAGGGUGAUGAUGGUCUACAGGGACCAGUUGGUCCUAGGGGUUUACCAGGUGCAAUGGGUCCACAGGGAUUGCCUGGACCUCCUGGAACUCCAGGGCUUCCAGGAUUUCUAGGUCCAUCAGGCCCCCCAGGGCCUCCAGGGCCACCUGGCCCACCUGGUGAAAGUAAUUACAUUCCAAAUACAAUCUCACUCGAUGAUAACUUGGUGCGUGGUAUAGCAGGCCCAAGAGGACAGUCAGGACCUCCUGGACUGCCAGGUGAACGAGGUGCUGCUGGAGAGAGAGGGCCAGAAGGCCCACCGGGUCCCAUGGGUAUGCCUGGGAAGGAUGGCACUCCUGGCCUGCCAGGACCUCCUGGUCAGCGGGGACAGCCUGGUCUCCACGGCAUGCCUGGACCACCGGGAAGAAGUAUCUCUGAAUCUGAAAUACGAGAAAUAUGUGCUGCUGUAUUAAGAGACCAGCUCAGUGAGUUGACAGCUACCCUUGUUGGGCCCCCUGGCCCACCUGGGAGAAGUCGACCGGGUAGACCGGGUCCCCCAGGGCUACAGGGACCUCCAGGCGAUGCAGGACCACCUGGCCUGCAGGGAGAGAGAGGCUUCACUGGCCUCCCAGGUCCAGUGGGCCCAAGUGGACCACCUGGUUCCCCUGGAGAGAGAGGUGACAAAGGAGACAGAGGACCAGAGGGAGUUGGAAUAGAGGGUCCUAUGGGACCACGUGGCCUACCUGGGCCACCUGGACCAGAAGGUAUUGGACUGCCAGGAAGGGAAGGGGAAAGAGGGGAACCUGGACGACCAGGAUUACCUGGUGUACGUGGAGCACCUGGGCCACAGGGACCUCCUGGAUUCUGCGAGUACUGUAAUUACCCUGAAAGUUACCUGCAAGCAGCGAGGUCAUUCCAAAGGGCUGCUGGCAAUACUAAGGGGCCUUGAAUUUCCACUUGAUGGGUCAACCCCACCAGAAACAGUGUCUGAAGAGUAGAACUUAUUAUCACUCUACAGAGAAAUGGAUAAGUGUUCCUCAGCUAAGAUAUUGAAAACAAAAAUGUAAAGCGAACUUUUUGCUGGUAGGUUUAUUGGUUAUUGUUGACGUGUGUAAAGAGAACGGUUAUUGCAUUGGCAACGUAGACAAGAAACAAGUUAUAUUUUAAAUUUACUUGUUAUGUUAUCUUUGAUGUCUGCUUCAGAAGUUUACCAAAAUUGCACAUAUUAUUAAUGUAUGUCUGUUGUACCAGUAUGACAUGCCACUGAGCUUUCACAGAUAAAGCUGAAACGAGUAGUUCUAAAAGUGCCAUUUUCAGACAUACUGUUACAUUGAGAGUUUCAUCAUCCUUCAUGUGCCAUACAGUAUUCAGAGUGGUAAUUUCACUCUCAAGAAUUUAUGUGCUUAGUAUCUGCAAAUUUUUUAUGUGCCAAGACACAGUGAUGUGGUUGUCAAAUUACUCCAGCAACAGACAACAAAAUACUUGUCACAUGUCAGUAUCUAACUUCAAACAUGCCCGGGAGAAAAAGGAAGUAGUUCAGUUCAUACCAGCAUGCCAGAAGCAAGAAAUAUAUAACUUUCUUUCUUUCUAAUGUUUCCUUUUAAGAAAGCAAAAGCCUGACGUAUGAAUUUCUUAUGCAUAAUAAGUUUGAGCUUGAUAAUGUGUUCAGUCUGAUGUUUUUGCACACAGAAAGUGUUCUAGUAUUUUGUGGAGAGGUUAAGUGUUAGUAAUGAUCACUGCCAUAGAAACAACAAUCUGAUUUUUAUCAGCAAUUGUUGGUUCUGUAAAUGUAUUAGUCCUUUGUGUUAAGAAUUGUUUCAUAAAAAAAGUUUUAUUUAGUUAAGAGUAGCAUGACUUCAGUGAUGCUAUUAAUCAAUUAUUUUAACAGUAUUGUUCAUUUUUGCCAAUUUUAAUUUAAUGUUAACCAGGAGCAGAGGAUUGAAUGUUUCAUAUGUAAGGAAUGAAUCAUGUGAUAAUUGUAUAGUCAUCUGUACCACAGUGCUUCAUUGUGUUACAUGGAAAUUCUAAUAUUUCCAAAUUAACUGUCUCACACUCUAAUUGCCCCAUUGUGCUCUUGAACAUAGCUAUGAAGUCAUUAACAGAUGUGUGUUCCUAGCAUUAUAUUUUGUAUAAUAUUUGUUAUAAGCAGAUGUAUGAUAGAGAAAUCUCAGUGAACGUGCCAUAUUCCUUUAAUGUUAGUUACUAAAAUGUAGCCUCUGAAUAUUUCUUUGUCAUCAAGAAGACAAGCAUCCCGAACAAUUUUUAACUGCAAAAACUUGUGCUCGGUCAAGACGUGCGCAAAGCGAGUCAGCAAUAAACGGAGGCAAACAGUUCAGAGUGACAUUUUGUAUUUUUAUAAUACUUCUUUUUCUUUAUCAAUUUUCUCUUGUAUUUAUCUUUAUGUUUCAUAAAAUUUUAUUUUUAAUCGAGAAACAAAUGAUAUGUUUCUCAGGCAGAACCUGAUUCUCAAGACUUUAUUUCAGUUAAAAUAACCUGAAGUAAAUGUUGCAUAACCCAUUUAAAACAAUAUGCAGUAAAUGUUGCAUAACUUAUUUUAUAAAAGUUAUAAUAGAUAUUUGUGAUGCAGGAAUCUGCAACAAUAUAUAAAUAGAUGGUGCACUUAUUUCGGGAAAACUGUUGAAACCUCACAUAAUUUUGUAGAAAUGUAUAUAAUCAGAAUGAGUAAUACAAAAGUAAAUUAAGUUGAUUGUAAAUGUCGUAUCAUUGUAAACAUAACAAAGAAAAUGAAAAUAACAUCAAAAAUGAUGAAAAAAUUCAAUCAAACACUUGCAUGUUAUCGUUUUUUGUCACACAGUUUUGAAUAAAAUUUUCAAACAACUA